AUGAGCGAUUCCCCAGAACUCACGGAGGCUGAUGAUAUCGACGAUUCCUUGAUCGAAGAUUUAAAUCCCGAAUACCACUUCCCUAUCCUUCGACACAAUUUUCAUUGGAUUACCACGUUCUAUAAAUACCGUCAAUUUGCCAGCGACACCUGUGCAAACAACCAAGCAAGGUUCAUUGUAAAACGCGCUCCAGUCGAGAGGCAUAAGAGGAAAGCGCUCUUGAUGCUUGCGUUUGAACAAUGCAAAAGUCGUCGUGCAGAAAUCUUUUGCCGUGAACGGGCGAGAAUUGCUGGCGAUGAUAGUGUCGCAGAAAGUUGCAUUGAUGCCGAUAUGACUAUUUCGAAAUCUGUCGUCCCGAACCAGCCUGCCGCAGACCAUAUCUCUGCCGAGAGACAGGCUGCCAAUGAGGCCGAGCAAGCUCGUUUGUUUGGCGAAAGCCGUGAGCGAACUGGUCUUGGUGGGAUCAGCGGUGGUGUUAGCGCUGAUGAAUCUGGUGAAGAUGUUGACGCGGAUGGAGAUGUUGCGAUGGGAUAG
Botrytis sinoallii is the source of this 534-nucleotide messenger RNA. RefSeq lists its product as uncharacterized. The coding region runs from base 1 to 534 and encodes 177 amino acids. The transcript is spliced from 5 exons. The record is from RefSeq and is a predicted model, not a curated record. Lineage: Eukaryota; Fungi; Ascomycota; Leotiomycetes; Helotiales; Sclerotiniaceae.